Messenger RNA from Trichoderma virens Gv29-8, 1792 nucleotides. RefSeq lists its product as uncharacterized. Lineage: Eukaryota; Fungi; Ascomycota; Sordariomycetes; Hypocreales; Hypocreaceae. The coding region runs from base 230 to 1792 and encodes 520 amino acids. Gene Ontology annotation, biological process: base-excision repair. The transcript has a single exon. The record is from RefSeq and is a predicted model, not a curated record. Gene Ontology annotation, molecular function: DNA binding; catalytic activity. Gene Ontology annotation, cellular component: nucleus.
CAAAACAACACACUAAGCGACCGUUUAUUCAGCAUAGGUACUUACCUAUCAAACACCCUGAUGUUAAAUUUUUGGGGGACACAGUUUUUCUUUCCUUCUCCCAAUUUAAAUAGCAGACACGACCCCAUCAUGAUGGGACGAUGCCGCCUUCAGCACUCCCUAGCCUUUUCCUAGACAUCAAGAUAUCGAAGCCGUGCGUGCUCUGCAGCACGCCGUGAAUUUCCGCACCAUGUCAACCUCAUUCGGCCAGAAUAUCUUGUCCGUGUUCGAUGUUUGGGAAGACUCGUCGUUGUUUCUCUCUGAAAUCUUGGAAUCCGGAGAUGCGCCAAACGAUGAAGUGCAAUGCCUCUUCAACCAGAGCUUGACUGGCGGCGCUGAGGACUGGCAUUAUCUGGUUGACUGUGCACGGUCAAUACGUUCCACUCAGGAUCGCCAUCCUGAAAGCCUCGAUGGCAGCGAUAUUCUCAGCUUUGUCUGGGAAAUAUUCGAUGGAUACGACGGUGCAUUGUCAUCUCCCCAGCCUUGGGGAGAAACCGAUCGUUUGAUUGCACUCGCCAAAGACCUGGAGAGAGACGUUGGAAUCCUGCCGCCUUCGCUGCCUACUUUGCAACCAAUCCACGAAAAUGCAUCACGAGCACGACCACGCGUCAAGAAACAGCGGCCAGGAACGACGUCUCACUACUGGUCCGACGAGCCUUCGCAUCAGACGAGCAAAAGAAACGAUAAGCAGGGCAAUCUCUCCAAUGAUCGCCAAUCCAAUCAGGUACGGAUAUAUGACCAGACUAUCCAUCAGGGUGCCGGCACUGCUCUCCUUGCUGUUAAGCCAAUUUCGGAUACACAGCCUUUGAACGUCUUAUCAUCACUUGAUAGUUCUCGCCUUAACAACCUGAGCCCAUGCAACUCCUUUUGCAAACUGAAGAAUGAGAAGGAGACGCCGCAUAGCAAACAUUCAACAAAAUCGCCCUACUUUCUGCAAAAAUCGUCACCCAAGGAAGAAUCGCCGAAGAAGAAGCGACCGCCGCCGGGAACAAUUUCUUGUAUCCCGUUCCCUCCUCUCGACUCGCCGUCGUUUGGCAUCAUUCAAGAGGAGCUGGCUCAUGAUGCGUUUUGGCUGCUCAUUGCCAUUACAUUUCUCAUAAAGACAAGCGGACAGGUAGCUUUACCUGCGUUUCGUCGAGUGAAGGAGCGGUUUCCUACGCCAUCACAUCUGUUAGAUCCAUCAAUCAAGGAAGAACUCCUUGACAUGAUACGUCACCUAGGACUAUCCAAUGUACGGCUUGCAUAUAUCCUGAGGUACGCAACUGCUUUUGUGCACCAGCCACCAAAGCCCGGUGUGCUGUAUCGAGUGAGAAACUACGAUAAACGGGCCAUAAGCCCUACACCAAGAGAUCUCGGCAACGGCGAUUCGCAGGAUUCAGAAAUGUCGCAUCUACCAUCAGACGGCGGCGAUCAGGACCUUGAGGCGUGGGAAAUCGGCCACAUGACUCAGGGCAAGUAUGCCAUCGAUAGCUGGCGCAUAUUUUGUCGUGACGAAUUACUGGGUCGAGCUGAAGAUUGGAACGGAAAAGGCCGCGAGGCUGAAUUUCAACCUGAAUGGAUGAGGGUGAAACCAGCCGACAAGGAGCUGCGAGCCUGCUUGCGGUGGAUGUGGAUGCGCGAAGGCUGGGAAUGGGACCCGACAACAGGCGAACGCACGGUAUUGAGGGAGGAGAUGCGAAGGGCCGUCAAUGAAGGGAGGGUCGAGUAUGAUGAUACGGGGGCACUGAGAAUUUUGGCCGCGGGAGGAAUCUGA